AUGCCCAUCGGCCCUCUGGCCGCACCGCUGCGCCUUUUCCUCCUCUCCGCUAUCAUGUCCGCGUCCUCGGGACACCGCAUCCUGUGCCUUCACGGCAGCGGCGGCAGCGGCGACGCGUUCCUCGCUCGGCUCGCGCAUCUGCAAGAGGGAACGGCCCGGUCAUUUCAUGCGAUCGACGCGCCGUCGGGGCGGCGAACGUGGUGGACGUACUCGGCGGGCGAGCGAUCCUUCACGGCCUCCUCUUACGAGGGCGCGGAGCAGAGCAUCGCUGCGGUCGAGGCCGAGCUCGAGUCGGGCGGCUACGUUGGCCUGCUCGGCUUCUCACAGGGCGCAAUGCUGGCGGCAAUCGUCGCGGCGAGGGCCUCGCUCCGCGAGAGCUGCCCAUUGCUGCGCUUCGCGGUCAUCUGCGCCGCCGCCGCCGUGGUGGCAGACGCCCGAUGA
This is a messenger RNA of Emiliania huxleyi CCMP1516, 441 nucleotides long. RefSeq lists its product as hypothetical. The coding region runs from base 1 to 441 and encodes 146 amino acids. NCBI's taxonomy places the organism in Eukaryota, Haptophyta, Isochrysidales, Noelaerhabdaceae. The transcript has 2 exons. The record is from RefSeq and is a predicted model, not a curated record. Gene Ontology annotation, cellular component: cytoplasm; nucleus.